This is a messenger RNA of Pseudogymnoascus destructans, 1519 nucleotides long. RefSeq lists its product as uncharacterized. The record is from RefSeq and is a predicted model, not a curated record. NCBI's taxonomy places the organism in Eukaryota, Fungi, Ascomycota, Leotiomycetes, Thelebolales, Thelebolaceae. The transcript is spliced from 4 exons. Bases 421 to 1200 code for a protein of 259 amino acids.
CCGCAAACUCUCCUGCUUCUCAUCUGUUUCAUUUUCUGUAUUUUGAUUACAUCUGUAACUCCACGAUGGCUCAUGCUCCUUCAGAUACCGCCGCCAAGCACCCACGGCUGACGGCCGCCGAGGUGACGGCAUUGCCUAGCUACGCAUCAGUGACGUGGAAACUUCAGCCAACACAGGAGGGAAAAUUGAAAGUUGCAGAGGGGAGAGGAGGUCCUUUGAACAUUUCAUGGGAGGUACACGGAACGGGUAAGACGAAGGUCAUAGCGAUAACAGGACUUGGAGCCAACAAGGCAAGCUCAUAGAUCCCCACAUGAAUUAUAGAGGCUAACACAAGAAUAGGCAGCAUGGCAACGGCAAACAUUGAGAUUUGGCCACGAGCAGGGAGAUCAGUACUCCUUUCUGAUUUUUGACAACCGCGGCAUGGGCCGCUCUGACAAGCCUGUCAUGCGCUACUCAACCUCUGAAAUGGCGAAGGAUGUUGUCGAGCUCGCAGAUCACCUAGGCUGGACUCAGGAGCGCGAGUUACACGUUAUUGGGGUGUCAAUGGGCGGCAUGAUCGCACAGGAACUCGGUCAACUCAUACCCGAGCGCAUAUGCUCACUUUCUCUUUUCUCCACGCUUGCACGUUUCCAGCGCACCGUCCCUUUCCUGCAAAAUCUACGUAAUAGAGUCAGCAUGUUCUUGCCGAAGUCUCUUGACCGCACCAUCAUCGACGUCGCCUACAACAUGUUCCCUGACAGCUGGCUCGACGCUCCCGACACCCUACGCCUGCCUUCCUCAACUACACCCGGCUGCUUGCCCGCGGGUGGCCACGCGGACUGGGAGUCUGGCGCAUACAGCCACUUCCCAACCAACUUUGCGCGCAUCGCAGCGCAAGAUCUAGAGAAGCGGUCGGACACAGACGGGUUUGGACCGAAGGGGUUCAUAUUACAAGCCAUUGCCGCGGGAUGGCAUGAUAUGAGCUCAGAGCGAUUGAAGGAGCUUGGAGACAAGGUGGGGAGAGAGAGGAUUUUGGUCGUUCAUGGAACGGAGGAUCGCAUGUUGACAUUCCCGCACGGGGAGGCUCUAAUAAAGCAACUGGAGCCCGGGCAGAGUUACGUGAGGGAGGGGAGAGGACAUGUUCUUUUGAUAGAAGAGCAGGACUGGCAUGACGAAACUAUAGCGAAAUUAUGGGCGAAGACUGCUUCGUUAUCGCUUUAAGUUUGCAGGUUCGGAUCAAGGAUAGUUUGCCGUGUUUGACACCACUAGGAAUAGGGCCGAUAGGAAGCGCCAACGAUUUUUUUUGUAAGGCUUAUUAGUCGACAAAUCGGUUCAUAAUAACGUACAUGUAUAACGAACCGGCCAAACAAGCGAACCGGCCAAUCCAUUUUACACCUUAAAUCACGAAUUUCAUAACUUAAUAUCUCAACAACCCUUUAAUAAUAAGUUAUAAAAAUAUGUACUUAGCCUUUUAUAAGCAUUUAAAGUACUCUAUUUGAUUUUUAAAGCAAUUAGUAUUGUAGUUAUUAAGAUAUUGAGU